This is a messenger RNA of Aethalodelphis obliquidens (Pacific white-sided dolphin), 8782 nucleotides long. RefSeq names its product Rho GTPase activating protein 26 (gene ARHGAP26). The coding region runs from base 369 to 2816 and encodes 815 amino acids. Gene Ontology annotation, biological process: signal transduction. The record is from RefSeq and is a predicted model, not a curated record. Gene Ontology annotation, cellular component: cytoplasm. The transcript is spliced from 23 exons. Gene Ontology annotation, molecular function: protein binding; GTPase activator activity. Lineage: Eukaryota; Metazoa; Chordata; Mammalia; Artiodactyla; Delphinidae.
CAGGCUGCUGUGAGAGGGCGCUCGAGGCUGCUGGAGAGCGAACAGGCGAAGGAGGCGGGGAGGAGGCGGCUGCACUCGCUCGACUUCUCGUUCCCUUCCCGGCGCCGCUGCGGGUCCGUCUCUGCGCUUCCUGCUCCCCGGCCGCUCGGUUGCACGCCGCCGGAGCAGCCGCCCUUCGUUCGAGUCCCGGCUCGGUUCGGAAGUCGUGCGCGCCCGCGGACACCGCGCGCAGGGCUAGCCGGCGCCACACCUGUGGAGCCGGCGGCCGUCGCGGGAGCCGGCCGGGGUCCCGCCGCGUGCGUGCUCGGGGCUGCGGGCCGCCGGGGCCCCGGGGGAGGCGCGCCCCCCGUCUGGGCGCCGCAGACACCAUGGGGCUGCCCGCGCUCGAAUUCAGCGACUGCUGCCUCGACAGCCCGCACUUCCGAGAGACGCUCAAGUCACACGAAGCGGAGCUGGACAAGACCAACAAAUUCAUCAAGGAGCUCAUCAAGGACGGGAAGUCACUCGUCAGCGCGCUCAAGAAUUUGUCUUCAGCGAAGCGGAAAUUUGCAGAUUCCUUAAAUGAAUUUAAGUUUCAGUGCAUAGGAGAUGCAGAAACAGAUGAUGAAAUGUGCAUAGCAAGGUCUUUGCAGGAGUUUGCCACUGUCCUCAGGAAUCUUGAAGAUGAACGGAUACGGAUGAUUGAGAACGCCAGCGAGGUGCUCAUCACUCCCUUGGAGAAAUUUCGAAAGGAGCAGAUUGGGGCUGCCAAGGAAGCCAAAAAGAAGUAUGACAAGGAGACAGAGAAGUAUUGUGGCAUCUUAGAAAAACACUUGAAUUUGUCUUCCAAAAAGAAAGAAUCUCAGCUGCAGGAGGCAGACAGCCAAGUGGACCUGGUCCGGCAGCAUUUCUAUGAAGUAUCCCUGGAGUAUGUCUUCAAGGUGCAAGAAGUCCAAGAGAGAAAGAUGUUUGAGUUCGUGGAGCCUCUACUGGCAUUCCUACAAGGACUCUUCACUUUCUAUCACCAUGGUUAUGAACUGGCCAAGGACUUCAACGACUUCAAGACGCAGUUGACUAUCAGCAUACAGAACACAAGAAAUCGCUUUGAAGGCACCAGGUCAGAAGUGGAAUCCCUGAUGAAGAAGAUGAAAGAGAAUCCCCUCGAGCACAAGACCAUCAGUCCCUACACCAUGGAAGGGUACCUCUACGUCCAGGAGAAACGUCAUUUUGGAACUUCCUGGGUGAAGCACUACUGUACAUAUCAACGGGAUUCCAAACAAAUCACCAUGGUACCAUUUGACCAAAAGUCAGGAGGAAAGGGGGGAGAAGAUGAAUCAGUCACCCUCAAAUCCUGCACACGGCGGAAAACGGACUCUAUUGAGAAGCGGUUUUGCUUUGACGUGGAAGCAGUAGACAGGCCCGGAGUUAUCACCAUGCAGGCAUUGUCUGAAGAGGACCGGAGGCUCUGGAUGGAAGCCAUGGAUGGAAGGGAACCUGUCUACAACUCGAACAAAGACAGCCAGAGCGAAGGGACUGCACAGUUGGACAGCAUUGGCUUCAGCAUCAUCAGGAAAUGCAUCCACGCUGUGGAAACCAGAGGGAUCAAUGAGCAAGGGCUCUACCGAAUCGUGGGGGUCAAUUCCAGAGUGCAGAAGCUGCUGAGUAUCCUGAUGGACCCCAAAACAGCUUCUGAAACAGAAACGGAUAUCUGCGCCGAGUGGGAGAUAAAGACCAUCACUAGUGCUUUGAAAACCUACCUAAGAAUGCUUCCAGGACCACUCAUGAUGUACCAGUUUCAAAGAAGUUUCAUCAAAGCAGCAAAGCUGGAGAACCAGGAGUCACGGGUCUCUGAAAUCCACAGCCUUGUUCAUCGGCUCCCAGAGAAAAAUAGGCAGAUGUUACAGCUGCUCAUGAACCACUUGGCAAACGUUGCUAACAACCACAAGCAGAAUUUGAUGACGGUGGCAAACCUUGGCGUGGUGUUCGGACCCACCCUGCUGCGUCCUCAGGAAGAAACGGUAGCAGCCAUCAUGGAUAUCAAGUUUCAGAACAUUGUCAUUGAGAUCCUAAUAGAAAAUCAUGAAAAGAUAUUUAACACCGUGCCUGACGCGCCCCUCACCAAUGCCCAGCUGCACCUGUCUCGGAAGAAGAGCAGUGACUCCAAGCCCCCAUCCUGCAGCGAGAGGCCCCUGACGCUCUUCCACACCAUGCAGUCAACAGAGAAACAGGAACAGAGAAACAGCCUCAUCGACUCCAGUUUGGAAUCUGUCGUCUCAUCAAACGCAAACAGCAUCCUUAAUUCUAGCAGCAGCUUACAGCCCAACAUGAACUCCAGUGACCCAGACCUGGAUGUGCUCAAACCCACCCGGCCCAACUCACUCCCCCCGAAUCCAAGCCCAACUUCACCCCUCUCGCCAUCUUGGCCCAUGUUUUCGGCGCCAUCCAGCCCUAUGCCCACCUCAUCCACGUCCAGCGACUCAUCCCCCAUCAGGUCUGUUGCAGGGUUUGUUUGCUUUUCUGUUGCUGCUGUUGUUCUCUCAUUGGCUUGGUCCUCUCUUCAUGCAGUGUUCAGCCUCCUCGUCAACUUUGUUCCCUGCCAUCCAAACCUGCACUUGCUUUUUGACAGGCCAGAAGAAGCGGUUCGUGAAGACUCCAGCACACCGUUCCGGAAGGCAAAAGCCUUAUAUGCCUGCAAAGCGGAACACGACUCAGAGCUCUCAUUCACGGCAGGGACGGUCUUCGAUAAUGUGCAUCCAUCUCAGGAGCCUGGCUGGUUGGAGGGGACUCUGAAUGGAAAGACGGGCCUCAUCCCCGAGAACUACGUGGAGUUCCUCUAACCAUGGGCCCUGGCAGAACUGCUGAGCUUUUCAUGGUGUCCAUGACAACGGCUGAUUCCAUUGUUGUGGGCCAUUGCUCUUCGCGGCUGAGAAGUGCAGGGUGACUGACUCUGCUGCUACCUGUCAACACGAAUGUUUCUGUGAACUCUGGUGUCACCCAUCCCCAUGAUAAUCUCAGCUGACGUGCGGUGACACUGCAAGAAACAGAAGUAAAUCAGCGGAGGAGGCCGUUUGAUUUUGAUAACAAGAAAGGCUUACAAAGCCAUUUCUCUCAUUUAGCACCCUACGUGAGGUGCUCAUUUUGUUUCAGUAGUCAUCCAAACCCCAACCUUCUGAUAAAGGAAGUAAGUGAGAUGUAAGCAGUCCCCAGGAGGUUGCAGUAUAGCUGGCUCUGACAGGGCUGGGCAGUGGCCUGAGAUCCAGUCUGGAUCCACAGCUAUUGUUUACAGUAGACACUCUCUCUACCCCACCUCUAAAUACUUGAGACCUGCCGUGCUAUAGGCGGCUGGGUCUGUUUGUUUGCAUGCAGGAUGGAGAAGGGUUAUGGCGCUGUUUACAUAAGAUCCAGUCUCUCACCAUCUCUCAAGCAGCCACUGUCCCAGCACCAGCAGAAUUCUGUCCAGUCCUCUCAUGCAGGGGAGCACACACACCCCCCCCCCCCAUGGCCCCCUUCCCAAGCUAGGAACAUAAUAUCCCAAGCUAGGAACUUCUCUGCCACCGAAGGCUGCCAUUGCCUCGUAACCACGGCAACCCAACCUACUCUAAAACCAAACCAAAAAAUAACACACUCUUUGCAUGACGUAUUUUUUUCUCCCUGCUUUUUGGCCGUUUUUUGAAUGGUUUUCCAACAACCUGAAGCCGAAGAUCAAGGUCUACUUGGGGGCAGAUAGAAUAGCAGCUGGGAACUGCUCCCUUUCUGAUGAAUUUCAGCAGCACCAGGAUAUAUUUGGAACAAACUCUAGUAACCUCUUGAGAUUAAAUUACAUACAGGCUUAAUAUUUCUGUUCUUCCAUGCAACUAGUGUCUGCUUUCUAGAGGGCAACGUGCUGCCUCCCGAAGGGGAAUACCCUCCCUCUGACUCAUUCCCUCCCGUUCACCUGUCCCUUCCCCUGUCCUCGCCUGCCUGUAGCCCUUCACUGACUAGCCCCCUGGCAGUGCCCUGGGCUGCUCAGCACUGGUGCCCUGGCAGCUUUCAGGCAUGAUUCCUGGACUAACCCCAUGGCCUCUAGUUUAAAAGGACAUACAUGUUCACUGCCACUCAGAAAAAGGGAAUUGUUUCUCAGGCUUUUGAGGCAUGAGACUAAUAGCAUAAGCCAUUGUGAUUCAGGAGGACGCCAGAAGGUUGGGGCAUGGAAGGUGGGAUGGGUACCUUCUGAGAAAGAGAAUUUCCUGGUCCAGAAGGGGCUGGGUCAUGUGGAAGACUGCCUUGGGUGGGGAAGUUUGGCCUGGACAUUUCAAAUUCACUUGGCUUUCCAAAGAAGAGAGUCCCGGUAUUUCCACACUUGAAUGUCCUUGCAAGAGUGAUUCUGGGCAGACAAACUCCGAAGUGAGGGACUGUCAAGCUCUCCAGGACAGGAGCCCCUCGGGAUGGUGGCGUUGUUCCAGAGUGUGUCCUGCUUCUGGAAUUCCUCUUGAGGGAACUUUAAAGAGGAAAAGAAAAACUUGAAUUGUGUUGAAUUACUGUAUCUUUUACUUUUUUUUUUUGAAAAGAUAAACGUGUAAAUAGAGUGAUUUGAAAUACUAUAUGGCAAAGUUUUAUAUUUGAUAUUCUAUAAGCUAGUUGCUUCACACAUUUAAGCUUUGAUUGCUGAACAGGUGUGUAUACGAGGGAGAGAGGGGACACAAGGUCGAAGAGAGUCAAGAUCAUCCCUUCUCUGGCCUUGAGGAAGGAGAAGAUAUUUCCACACACUCUGCUGGCUCUUGUUGGUGGGCGUGACACGUUAAUGGUGUUCAGUCUUCUUUAUCCAGAUGUGGUUUUUUGAGCAUUUCUUGGGCUUUGGAUUUGGAGAUGGAAGGAGCAUCUUCAGGCAAUGAACUUUUCCGAGAACUCCUACCCAGUAGUAAGAUGAAGCUCAGGAUUUAAACAGGUGAGGCCAGGGGUUAGAUUUUUUUUUUGUUUCAUUUUUCUUCUCAGGUGUAUUUCUUGAUACCCCAAGGUACCAGGACAGAAGACGGGAUAAUUGCAUGCUCCUUGUAUCUCACUCUUCCGCACAUCUUCUAAGGCUUUAUAAAGGAGUCCAAGCUAGUUUGCAAAUGUGUGUGUCUAAGUUCCAAGAAAACCUGGCUUCUUAGGAUCUUUCGUUCUUGACAUGCUGCUUCUUCCCCUUUUCCUAAACAUGUUUAUUCAUCUCAGAUUCCCGAUAGCUCCAAAAUAAGACAAAGAAAAACCUCCAAAGAGGGGUGGAGAUUGUGCUGUUAUAGCUUUCUAGAUGACUUUAAAGUUAAUAGGAGUUUGUCAUUGUGAUUCAUUCCAUCAGCUCAAGGAUGACACAGCUAUUACCCAGGAGCUCACCCAGCAGUGAGCGAGGCACCACCACCGAAUCAGGGAACAAGAAUUAAGACUGGAGAAGACCGAGAUGGGACUCAGGAAAGCUAUCAUUGAAAACCCAAGAAGAAAGGGCACAUAUGAGCAGGCUAUAUGAGCAGGCUAUACCUCCUCCCUGCGGACUUUGAACAGCUUGGGGACCUGUUCAAAGGGGCUAGAGGGACAAGCACACUCUCUACCACUGUGCUUUCCAAAUAGAAAGAGUGCAGCAUAAUGCUUUUAACACAUUGGACAUUUGAAAUCACCACCUGCCCCAUUGGAACCUUGACUAGAGCUAACGUGGGGACGGCCGCAAGUCCCAGGCCCUGGAUUUGGAAGUUCCUCUGAAGCUUACCUGCCGACACUUGGCCCCAGCCUGACCACUUGGAAGCAUGUGCCUCCCUCCUCAUUCACCUCUGAUCCAAAGCCGGGGGAAAUGGAGCUACUGCCAAUGGGAAUUUUAGGUAGACCCCUUCCCAGCUUCUCUGGGCCGUGCUGGGCCCUGACAGAUGGCUGCUCUGCUUCCUUGCCCUGGCCAGGCUCCCCUCCUUCCCAUCAUCUACAGAACUGGAGACACUGUUCAGGAUAUGAGCCGACAAAUAAGAAGGAACUUGAAGGCUGAAAAUAGGUUUUACCCUCCACUGUCUUUGCUCCCCACCUCUAACUCUGUCUUCUGGAAUAGGGAAUCUUAGGGCACAUUAGGGUAUCAGAGUGGAAUACUAUUGAGCAAAAUCCCUGAGCUUUCCCAGGAGCCUCGUGUUGCUUUUGGAAGGCCCUGGGAUCAGGUAGGCAGACAUAGCCUGAGUCUUUUGGGGGCAUCAAGAUCAGUCUCUCCCACCUCCUCCAGGUACUCAGCAGAGUUCUGUAGUUACAGAAUGCCAUGCCUUGAGAAGACAACUAGUUUCACAUUCUUCCCCCACCGCCCAGGCAAGUAAAGUCCUGACUUGCUCAAGACUGAUGAUAUUCUCUUCUGUUUUCAAAUCUGGACAUAGAGGGAUGGACCCUGUAUAGCACUGCUGGCCUUUGUAUCCUAGGACUGGAGCCAGUUUUUAGCUUAGUGUUUUAGUAUUUCUACAGCCAAUGUGUGUUUUCUUCUGUCACACCAAACUGGGGUUUGUUUGUUUGUUUCUUCAGCAUAAUUCUAGUUCAUGUCCUCUUGCUGAGUGCUUUUUGGAUAGAAAGGCAAAGAGAAGGAGAAUAAAUGAACAAUCAGGUAUUGGCCAACCGGCAUUAGCAACACAGAGUCAUGCUAGUGACAAGGUGAUUUCACUGUUUGCCAGGACUCUGCAGUUAUGUGUGUCAUACCUGUAGCUCACAGGGAAGUCCUUCUACCAUCAGAGUUUGUGUCUCUUGAAAACAGCAACCUCUGUCACACCAAAAGCUCUGUCUUGACUGUAUAGACUCUAAAAACAUCCGUGAUUGUGGAGUGGGGAGACAGAAAUAAUCGACUGAACAUAACAUGAUCAACUACUCAUGACUGUCUACUGGCACCUUUCAUCCUCUGGCUUCUGUUUCCAGAAGAAGCAAGUCUGGACCAUCCAUUUUUAUAGACCCAGGACUCCCAGGUACAGCAGUGGCCACCAUGGCACUCACAGUUCGCCCUAGCAUCGAAUGUUUUAUGAGCAACCAUGUUACCCAAGUAGGUAGCCAGCCCUGAAGAAACUAAACAGCCACUUAGCUACCUGACUUUAAAAGGAAUGUCCUGGCUAUACUGUCUAGGGAGUUAAUCUGUCAUGACUGGCAAACUUGACAGUAAUCAUUUACCUAGACAGCCCUGCCCCACAUCUCUUUCAAGUCAACUGGGUGUCCUCUCACACACCCUGUGUCGGCGUUUAAAAAAUGUAUCUUAUCAUGCUCAGAUGUGUUUGGCAGCCAGGCUGGUGUGCUGGGUGCUGAACCACUUUUCUUUAAAUGUAACCUCCAGAUGACAACAGCCAUAGAAUAAUGGACCUUGCACAAACCUACAGCAUGCCUGAGACCAGACUCCACCAAGUCAUAAUUAGCUUGUUUCCUUCCACCACCUACAGUACUUGUCUAACUAAAGAGCUUCCCAAAGCACAGGGAGAGGCCAUAUAGAGAAUUCAGACGUCAUUCAGAGCCAGCCCUGGCUAAAAUGUGAUCUCCUAAUGGAAGCACUUGUAUUCUUAGGAGAAAAAGGAUUGGGUAUAAAGUAAUGCUAAGAGCAGAAAGAGAAAGGCAAACCAUCCUGAAGAACUUUGGAUUUUUUAAAAGAGGGAUAAAUAUAGUUCUUAAUAGGGGCGGAAAUCUAUCACAUAAAAAGUUCACAGCUAAUUUUUUUACAGAAGUUUUACAGGACACUACAAGAUGAAAACAUUUUUCAAGGCAGAAUGCCUUAGAGAGCAAAGGCUUAGCACAGUCCUGGACACGUGUAAGUAUAGGAAUUACUGUUACAUCAAAAUUCCAUUUAGUGUAGUCAGCGAGAACCAAGAGUAGUGAUAAAGUGUCAGAAUUACCUGGAGAGGCCAAGACAUUUGACAUCAAUCAUUUCUACAUCUACCAUUUCUACCAAAUUGUCCAAACAGACCCUACACGCAGCUUCCUUGGGUAUCCAGAUGCCAGGGUCAACCUUGAACCUGUGAAAAGAGGUUCAUCUGAUGAUUCUUAAGUGUAUAUGUAUUAGUGUGUGUUUGUGUAUGUAUGUGUACAGCUCACAUUUACAUAUGUAAAGAUACAGACUGUCUUCUAGAAAAACCCGCCUAAGCUGGCGGUUGCUGAGCCUUGACAGCCUUUAAGAUUUGAAGUUGGAGAAUCAGAGAACCAAGAGAGGCUAUUGAUUAUCAGAAUGAGCAAAGAUGUAACUUAAGUGCCAUUUGAAAACUCUGUUCGUAUUUAUCAGAUGAUUACUAUCUAUAGUUCUAUUCCUUAUUAACUUAUUAAGAGUCAUGUUGAAAAAAGAUCAAACUCAUAAACAAUUAGGGGUUCAUAGUAGGCUAGUGUUCACAAGCACUCUAAAAGACAUUUUGUCCAUAUUUUGGAGAAGAAAAUAUUUGCAUGUUUAAUUCACAACUUAGGCUGCCUUUGAGUGUAUUAUAAAGUGCUGUGUGAUGUAAUAUCAAUAAACUACUUAAAAAUGGCACUUUAAGGUUUUUUUUUGAAAAACAUAAAUGCACUGUUUUAAACUUCGAUUCAGUAUUGAAUAUCGACUGGUGUGUGUAGAAUCCUAUUUCGUAAUUAAAAAGUAACUUGUGACUAGAAUAGAACUUUUUCCCUGUUAUUCAUAAAACAGUGUUGCCAUGUUCAGGCUUGAAAAGAAAAAAAAAUGUGCUUUUGUGUCACUAAGCAUAUCUGUAAAGAAAAUACAGUUUCUGUUGGGUGGCCUCUGAAACUUGGCUUUCUUACUUUCGGUUGGUUUAUGUGACGAUCCCUGUGAAACUAGUGGAAGUAUGAUUUUUGAAUUAAAUGACUUUUCCAUUUGGUGGUA